GGGCUUACGGGGGCGGGGCCGAGGGAACGAGGUGUGGGCACUCCGGGAGCAGAAGGGAAGCUCGAAGGUUAGAAGAGGGGGUCAGGGGACUGAGAGGAGAGAGCAGGACCAAAGUCCCAGGGGUGGGCUGAGAGAAGGGGACCCGGGGAGGGCCUCCCCAAGCGCCUUCUGCAGCCCGUUCCCUAGCCGGGCCUGGGGAACGAAGGACCAAGCCCCUGGGGCGGGUCUGUCCCAAACCCCAUGGACAGAACGCAGGACUGGGGGGACACAGCGGAGUCCCCGUCCCCUCCCCUGGACCCGCAGCAGGAUGGAGCCUGGAGGAUCCGAGACCACGUCGCGUCCUGGCCGCCAGGGACCGAGAUGUCAGAGGAAGUGGCUGCUCCUGGCCCUGAGGGUGAACACCCCAUCCUGGCCACCUUCCACAGGAAACCUGAGCUGGGGGACAGAACGGGAAGGAAGCAGAAUCCUGCAGCUCCAAGCAUGGACCCACCACGCUGGGACACCAGCCUCCCCCCAAACUGGCCUGGGGUUUGGACGCUCCUGCAGCAGCUCCCUCCUCAGGACAGCGAUGAGCGCUACUGCCUGGCCCUUGGGGAAGAGGAGCUGGCCGAACUGCGGCUCUUCUGUGCCCAGCGGAAGCAGAAGGCCCUGGGACAGGGGGUGGCCCACCUGGUACCUCCUGAGCUUGAAGGACACACCUGUGAGAAGUGCAGGCAGCAGCUGAAGCCAGGAGAAGUUGGAGUGUUCGCAGCGCCUGAGGGUGAGCAGCGCUGCUGGCACUGGCCUUGCUUUGCCUGUCAGGCCUGCGGCCAGGUCCUGAUGCACCUCAUCUACUUCUACCACGAUGGGCGUCUCUACUGUGGCCGUCAUCAUGCUGAGUUGCUGAGGCCACGUUGCCCUGCGUGUGAUCAGCUGAUCUUCUCCCGGCGCUGCACCGAGGCAGAGGGACGCCGCUGGCACGAGAACCACUUCUGCUGCCUGGACUGCGCCGGGCCCCUGGCUGGGGGGAGCUAUACCUUGCCGGGGGGCAGCCCCUGCUGCCCCAGCUGCUUCGAGAGCCGCUACCCAGACACGGCAGGGGCACCAGAGGGGCAGGCGCUCCCGGGUAAGGGAGCAGAAGGUGCCGGUCACAGCGGAAGAGGCGGCGACAGGUUUAUGGGUUACGGCUCCCAUCCCCGUCCCCCGCCAGCCCAUCCCUCUAGCAGCGGCCCGACCUCCCCUCCAACUCCACCCCCGCACCUCGGGGGCCCUCAGCUCUCACCGCGCGUCCCUGGCUGCCGCGCUCCGACGGCCUCCCGAGCCUACUCAGCGCUGCGGUUGGGCGGUGACUCCAGACUCGCUCUCGGGAGGCGGGGACUCAGCUCCGGGGCGCAAGGAGGCGCGCGCGGGGCGAGGGCGCGCACGGGGCCCGGGGACUGAGACCCGCGCUUCUGCCCCACGCCCGGAACAGGGGCAGCCGGAUCCGACCGCAGCAGAGGAAGCGCCCGCGCCCCGGAGAGCGACGUGGCUCAAGUCCCCCGCAGCAGCCCGGACACCCCGAGAGGUCGAGGCGGCCCGGACGCAACCCAGGAACCCGAGGAGAGCGCCCCCUGCCCCACCUGCUCC
This is a messenger RNA of Heterocephalus glaber (naked mole-rat), 1605 nucleotides long. NCBI's taxonomy places the organism in Eukaryota, Metazoa, Chordata, Mammalia, Rodentia, Bathyergidae. The record is from RefSeq and is a predicted model, not a curated record.